CGGUUGUCAAUGAGAGAAGAAGGAGGAAAGCCGCCGAGUCUUGGGCCGCAAACGUCAAACCGUCGCUCGCUAGAUCAGUGAGCGUCGCGACGCCCGCGGCGCAGGUUGUACCGUCUCCUCUUCUUGCGGCUAAGCCGAUAACUUUGCACAACACUGGGAGACUAUUAUGGGGCAUUUAAGCGGCGGCUAAAUGGGGGCUGAUGGACAUUUUCGUGUGACCUUGUCCCUGAGAAAGGAACCAGGUGCUGGUCCGGUCUAUUGUAAGAUGGAGACAUCUGCCAGAUUUCGGCAACUGAAGACAGUGAAGCUAAGCUGCGAGGCGACCUAUCGGCUCGACAUCAGCUUCAAGCCGCCGCAACUACUGCAAUCCCUGAGUAUCGGUGGAAAACCGGUGGAAGCGAUCGAACGCGCAAGGGACAGCACGGCAUGUGCCUACAGCGCUUAUCACAGCACCAAAGAUAUCCCAGCAAGCGCCCGCGGCCAUCGGGAGGAUCUGCCAAUUGCUAUGCGAGUACUCGGCUCCGGUUAUCUGACUACGUGCCUACAGAUCAAGUACUAUCGACUGGAAGAUCAGAGUCACUGCGAAUGGGGCGCCAGAUUGCACUGCAUCGAGCUCGAUUGCUCCAGCGUUGAAGGACGUCUCGUCACGGUGGACCGGGAAACCUACAGAAAGCUCGGCAUAGAGUCUUAACGAAUGAUGAAUGUCGUCAUCCUUACGAUAUAUUUGUUAUACAGAUGAGAAAACCCGACGCCGCGCCGCAAUUGAUGUCUACUGAAGUUAGCACGCGAUCUGAAUAAUACUUUACAUUCGUAAAAGCUUUGAGGACUGAGGACUCUGAAUAAAGAUAGAUAAAAUCGACAAUACUGGUGACGAGUUAUCUAACAUAUUUUCCAUCUGUGUAAGUUUUAAUAAGCUAAUUCUCGGUCAAUUGUAUAAGAAACAGGAAUCUGAAAAUUUUAUUCACGAUUCUGAUACAUCAAAGAUAAACCUUUUGGAAUGAACAAAGUCUAUUAAUGGAGAUAACAGAUUAUGCUUGAUAAACUUCGUUGAAAUAGUAUAUUUUUAAUUCAGUAGGAUGAAGAUAAAUCGCGUGGAAAUUUCGCGGAAAUGUUAUCAUGAUAGACGGAUAAUUGAGAUUGAUCGUUGCCAGUUGGCAAACAACAUUGUAUCGCUACGAUGUGAAUUGAGUUAUACAGAAAAUUCAAAACUGAUUUUGCGCAUUGCUCUCUCUCUCUCUCUAUCUCUCACUCUCUAAUAAUAAAAUUUUUAAUAAUAUAUUUUUAUAUAUUAUUAAAAAUUUUAAAUCAAGUAAAUUAAUCUUCUUUUUUUCUAUAGGAAUUAGUAACGAUAUAAAAAUUGAGAUUUAUAUCCUCUUUUAUAUGAAUAUUUCAAGACCUCGUAUGUCUGUGUAUCAUUUGCAAUCAGUACGUGGUACAUAACUGCAUUAUAUAUAAUUUUAUAUCGAAUAAAUUACUAAGAAUUUAAUGUCACGUUAGAAGAAAUAAUUAAUCACAAUUGCGCGUUUUUAUUGAUACUUUAAGCUUUAAACUCUUUAGCAAGAAGUGUUUGUCGCAAGAAUUAAUAAAAACAAAAAUUAAUGCGAACAUAUCGAUAACUUAUUGGAUACUUAAGUAUCGACACGGUAUAUAUAUACGUAUCAAACAUGCGUCAUCGAUUGUGAAUUAAUAUUUAAUUGAAUCAAUUGCAAUACGCCAUUUUACGUACUAUAUAUAUAUAUAUAUAUAUAUAUAUAUAUAUAUAUAUAUAUAUAUGCCAGAAUGACGUGUUCUUCAAUCGAAAGAAAAAAAGAAUUAGCGGCGCGGUGUCAGCUUUUGUAACUGUACGACAAAAUGCAUUUUAUGCAUUGAUUGAUAAUGCUAUGACUUUCGCUUGACGUUAUUUUUCUCAUAUACGAUUUAAUUUUCGCCUCUUUCUUUUAUAUUCUCGCACUUAAAAAAAAAGAGGAUUUUUCUAUCGAAGAAUCUAUCUUGUUAAUGCGAGAUUCAAUGGAUUUAGAACACGCGAUGGACGUAAGACACAUUAUUUGUAAAUUAAUUUUAGAAGCAUUCUCAGAUGCAUCGCUAUAGGAACUUGACGCACCUUAAUACUCGAAAACUUUCGGCAAUCAGCAAAGUGACCAAUUAAUGUCUCUAGAUUUAUUGUAAUUGCGCAGGUUAUUUCUACCCUCUUUCACUAAUCAUUCAAUGGAUUUUAUUAAAAUGUAAAUCUACUUAUUGUAUUUAUACAAUCUAUGUAUAUAUAUAUACACAACCGAUAUGAAGUAUCUAUACUUCCUAAUUUCGAUUGAAAUAAAUUCUAUAAAGAAAUGUAAA
Molecule: messenger RNA, 2334 nt
Organism: Cataglyphis hispanica
Lineage: Eukaryota; Metazoa; Arthropoda; Insecta; Hymenoptera; Formicidae
Product: CB1 cannabinoid receptor-interacting protein 1-like
Exons: 3
Coding region: 191-691 (166 amino acids)
Biological process (GO): negative regulation of signaling receptor activity
Cellular component (GO): plasma membrane
Molecular function (GO): type 1 cannabinoid receptor binding
Source: RefSeq, a predicted model, not a curated record